CAAACCAACUCUCAAGCAACCACCAAACAACCAUCACAAUGGAGUCCAUCAAGCAGGGUGCCAACUACGUCGGCGAGAAGGUUCAGCAGGCCACCUCUGGCGCUUCCAAGGAGGCCAACAAGAACGUCGCCAAGGACAGCGAUGCCCCCCUCGGCACUCGUGCCUCCGCCGCCAAGGACGCUCUCGGCGACAAGGUUGACGAGUCCAAGCACGACACCAAGGGCGAGGCCCACAAGCAGGCUAUCUAAAGGAGUGCAUGGGAUGGAUGGUUGAAAGAAGCAUCAACGACGAACAACAUGGCUUCGGUUUGUCGACGCAGACAAAGAUACCCUAUUAGCACAAUAUAAAUUCUCACCCU
This is a messenger RNA of Trichoderma reesei QM6a, 358 nucleotides long. RefSeq lists its product as uncharacterized. The transcript is spliced from 2 exons. The record is from RefSeq and is a predicted model, not a curated record. Lineage: Eukaryota; Fungi; Ascomycota; Sordariomycetes; Hypocreales; Hypocreaceae. Bases 39 to 248 code for a protein of 69 amino acids.